AUGACGGGAGCCACAGAAGAACUGACCCCCAGUGUCUGUGAGCCCGCAGACCAGCCAAUGUCCUGUCGCUGCGACGAAGUGCGGGACCCCGGCAUGGAGGGCGGCACGGAAGUGACGUGUUUCGUGGUCAGGACGCUGUCGGCUGACCACGCCGUCUUCAAGUCCCUGGAAAGGCUACCGUCAGUCGUGGCGGUCACCUUCACCGCGUUCGGAGAGAAGUAUAAGUUGGACUUCGUGCCCACUGUGUUGCUGCGUCGGAAACCGCUCCUCCAGCGCCUCAAAUUCUCACAGGCCGAGCUGGGCUCUUUGAAGAGUCACUCUUUCUACAACCACUCCAAGCUCGCCGUCCUUUCUCUCGAUUCCAACGGGAUCACGCAGCUCCAGAAGGAUUCUAUCGCCCACUUACCACGGCUGAGGAAACUCGAACUGGGAGACAACAAACUCGAGCGUUUAACGACGCGUUCGUUCCCCCACCUCCCCCUGCUGACCUACCUGUUCCUUGAGCGGAACCAGAUCGAGGUCAUUGAGGACCUCGCCUUCGCGGGGCUCUCGAAGCUGAAAGAGCUCGACCUGAGCGACAACGCGAUGACCAACCUGACCGAGCGCACGUUCGAGGGCCUCUCCCAGGUGAAGCGUCUGGACAUGUUCAGGAACAAGCUGCGGCGGUUGGACGCCCGGGUCUUCGGCGCCAUGCCCCUCCUGUCCGAACUCGACCUCAAGUACAACGAGAUCUCCGAGGUGGAUCCGGUGGCCUUUGACGGACUCGCGCACCUGACGGUCCUGUACCUGUCCCAGAACCGGCUGCGGGUCUUGCCUGCCAACAUGUUCGUCGGAGCGCCCAAUCUGGUGAACGUGGACCUUUCGCAGAACAGGCUGCUCACGCUUACCUGGAGGACGGUCGAGGACUUGAGGAAGAUCGGCGCAGAGUCCUUCGACAUGAGCCUCACUGUUCUGCAGAUGGCUCUCUCGGUGCGUGGGUUGUACUCAGGCGGCCAUAUAGCUGGGGGUCCCGGCAAAGGUUCUCGGGUGAGGAGGUGA
Messenger RNA from Ixodes scapularis (black-legged tick), 1038 nucleotides. RefSeq names its product insulin-like growth factor-binding protein complex acid labile subunit. Gene Ontology annotation, cellular component: plasma membrane. The coding region runs from base 1 to 1038 and encodes 345 amino acids. Gene Ontology annotation, molecular function: protein binding. The transcript is spliced from 2 exons. The record is from RefSeq and is a predicted model, not a curated record. Lineage: Eukaryota; Metazoa; Arthropoda; Arachnida; Ixodida; Ixodidae.